AUGUCGAUGAAACUCAGAGACAUUUUGCCAGCUCCUGUGGCCGGAGAUGAGGCGGCGUCGCAAAUUCGUCGAGAUCCAUGGUUUGGUGGAAGAGGAGAGGAGUCUUCAAAUGCACUUGUUUCAAAAGAACCACCUCCGUAUGGAAAGAGAGCUAGUUUUCGGCCGCGAGGUCAAGAGGAUUUUGGAGAUGGUGGAGCUUUUCCCGAAGUCCAUGUCGCUCAAUUUCCUUUGGGUUUGGGUCUCGGAGACAUGAAAGGAAAGCCAGAAAAUACACUUGCAUUGCAAUACGGAACAGAUGGUAAAUUGCAACACGAUGCGAUCGCUCGAAUCGGUCAUGCCAAGGAUAAGAUAGUCUACUCUAAGCUGAAUGAUAUGAAAGCAAAAACAUGGAAUGAAGACGAUGAUGAUAUUCAGAAGCCAGAUGACGAUGCAGUUAUCGAUGCUACAGAGAAAACGAGAUUGGCCUUGGAAAAGAUUGUGAACUCUAAAGUAGCAUCUGCACUUCCCGUUCGACAUGCUGAGAAGCUCGCACCAGCUCAAUAUAUCAGAUACACGCCAAGUCAGCAGAAUGGAGCUGCUGGGUCACAACAGCGUAUCAUCAGAAUGGUCGAAGAGCAGAAAGAUCCGAUGGAGCCUCCGAAGUUCAAAAUAAAUCAAAAGAUUCCAAGAGCACCACCAUCACCUCCCGCGCCUGUUAUGCAUUCUCCACCAAGAAAGAUGACUACGAAAGAUCAGAACGAUUGGAAAAUUCCUCCUUGUAUUUCGAACUGGAAAAAUCCAAAAGGAUUCACUGUUGGGUUGGACAAAAGAUUGGCCGCAGACGGUCGUGGUCUCCAACAGACUCACAUCAAUGAGAAUUUCGCCAAACUCUCUGAUGCACUUAAUAUUGCCGGAAGAAAAGCUCGUGAAGAAGUUGAAACUCGUGCUCAACUUGAAAGACGUGUGGCACAGAACAAGAAGGCUGAACAGGAAGAGAAAAUGGCCGAAGCAGCUGCUAAAGCUCGUCAAGAACGAUCGGCAAUCCGGAGAAAGGAUGAUGAAGAUGACGAACAAGUCAAAGUUCGCGAAGAAAUUCGACGAGACCGUAUCGAUGACAUUCGUAAAGAACGCAAUAUUGCUCGUUCUCGACCCGAUAAGGCAGACAAGCUUCGUAAAGAACGCGAGAGAGAUAUCUCUGAGAAAAUUGUGCUCGGAUUACCCGACACCAACCAAAAGCGUACCGGUGAACCACAAUUCGAUCAGAGAUUGUUUGAUAAGACAAAGGGUCUCGACAGUGGAGCAAUGGAUGAUGACACGUAUAAUCCAUACGAUCAAGCCUGGCGUGGAGGAGACAAUGUUCAGCAACAUGUUUAUCGGCCGAGCAAAAACAUCGACAAGGACGUUUAUGGCGACGAUUUGGACAAGAUCAUGAGCCAGAAGCGGUUUGUUGCUGACAAAGGAUUCUCAGGAGCUGAGGGAUCAAGUCGUGGAGCAGGACCUGUUCAGUUCGAAAAGGACCAGGACGUCUUCGGAUUGUCAUCACUCUUCGACAACACCAAGGAGAAGAAGCGAGGAGGAGAUGGAGGUGAUUCCCGAGACGACUCGAAGAGAUCUCGACGCGAUUGA
Molecule: messenger RNA, 1605 nt
Organism: Caenorhabditis remanei
Lineage: Eukaryota; Metazoa; Nematoda; Chromadorea; Rhabditida; Rhabditidae
Exons: 6
Coding region: 1-1605 (534 amino acids)
Biological process (GO): mRNA splicing, via spliceosome
Cellular component (GO): spliceosomal complex
Source: RefSeq, a predicted model, not a curated record